Molecule: messenger RNA, 699 nt
Organism: Aspergillus steynii IBT 23096
Lineage: Eukaryota; Fungi; Ascomycota; Eurotiomycetes; Eurotiales; Aspergillaceae
Exons: 2
Coding region: 1-699 (232 amino acids)
Biological process (GO): mitochondrial respiratory chain complex III assembly
Cellular component (GO): mitochondrion
Source: RefSeq, a predicted model, not a curated record
AUGCCGCGGCAGGGCUCAGCAGCGGAGACCUAUGUGGCAUACGGAAUGACCCAGAAGCUCUUCGAGGCCUGUUCCGUGCAGGCAGAUUACAGUAUCCCUCAAGUAUCGCAAAAGGGGGCUCAGGUGCCCAAGACUGCAGCUGGCGAGGACCUAGGUGUUGGGGCAGGGUGGUGGUACGAAGAUUUGGGUCUUCUUCCGACAUUUUCGACCUGGUCACAAGUAACAUUUCUUCACAUGUACCUGCUGACAGUCCGGUUGCGAGCUCUGCCAUCCCAUGAAAGCUUCCAGACAUAUUCAAGGCACUUGAUUGAUCAUUUUUCUCACAACGCUGAACACAGAAUGGAUGUGCUUCAUGGUUUAACCAGCCGUGCUAUUCGAAACAAGUUUCUUAAAGAUCUGUUCAUCCAGUGGCGGGGAGUCCUUGCGGCUUAUGACGAGGGUCUUGUGAAAGGAGAUGCAGUCCUAGGAGCGGCAGUUUGGAGAAACUUGUGGAAAGCAAGCUACACAGAACCAGAUGGAACAGAGUUGGAUUGGGCGAGAAUUGCUCGUGUUGUCUCGUAUAUGCGGCGAGUAACCUCGGAGCUUUCUCAAGUGACCGAAGCCGAUCUGAUAUUCCAGCUAAGUGAGCGGAAUAAAGAACAGCCUGGCAUAUUUGGCAACUCGGUCUCUGACAAAUCUAUGGUGGAUUCGAGGCGAUAG